CAUCUCAGAUGGUUUAAUUUCAAAUCUUAUCCAAUCCACACAAUUUUUCACAAAAAAAGCAAAGCUACACCAGUAAAAUGCUGUUUACACAUUGAUGCAUCAGUAUUAACAGUCUACUAAUGUAAUGUAUAAUAGUCUAACAAUAACAGGGUUCACCUUUCUGCAGAAUGAAUACUUAUUUUAUUUGACUGAUACAUUUUUACUUAAGUAGGAUUUUAAAUGCAGGACUUCUACUUGUAAUGGAGUAUUUUCGCAUGAAUGUACUGAAACCUUUACUUAACUAAGUGGUCUGUGUACUUCUUCUGGAAAGUUUGAUGUCAGGUGUUAUGGUCAAUUAUAAACUGGUAUUUGAAGGAUUUACAAUAUUGCAGCUUUAGCUCUCUCUAAAUGAUAAUAGAGGAAUCACCGAGGAGGAGCAGGGAAAGCAUCUUAUUUUUGUUGACUAAUGUCCCUCUAAGGUGCUGGCAUAAGUGUUUUUUGUGAUUUAGGGAUUUGGUAAAGUAUAGUGGAAACAUGUACUUGUUGCCAGCAUAUAUAAGGAAGGUUGGUAGUGAGUCUGCUGCUGUGUGACUGUCCAGAGUCACUGUCAGACCAUGGAAACAAAACAGACUCGCAUCCAUGCAGUGCAGCAGGCCAGCUUUCUGCUGAGGGCAGCUCUGCUCUCUGUCCUGCUGUGCGGCCCACAGCACGUGGCGUCAGACUCAGAUGAGGCGGUCCUGACCGAGUGGGAGAUCUGGAAGAGCAGCCAUGGCAUAUCCUACGAUGACAUGGACGACAUGCAAAGGAAGGCCAUCUGGGAGCAGAACAAACAGAUGAUUGAACAGAAUAAUCAAGGGUUUUUCAUGGGGAUGAGGCCGUUCACCAUGAGCAUGAAUAAAUAUGGAGACCUGACAAGACAAGAAUACCAGGUUUUGCAAGGUGCGAUGAUUAAUGCCCAGUUCGUGAAGCGAGGGAAGGCUGUCUCUGCCCGAAGGCUGCGUCACAAUGCUCAAAAGUUAGACUCUUUGUUUGUCGACUACAGGAACAUGGGUUACGUUACUGAGGUGAAAGACCAGGGUUACUGUGGCUCAUGCUGGGCCUUCAGCACUACGGGAGCUAUUGAGGGACAAAUAUACAAGAAGACAGGUCAACUUGUAUCUCUUAGUGAACAAAACCUGGUGGACUGCUCCAGAGAUUACGGGACCUAUGGCUGCAAUGGUGCCUGGAUGGCCAACGCCUACAACUACGUGGUCAGCAACGGGCUGCAGGCGACAAACACCUACCCAUACACCUCGGUGGAUACCCAGCCCUGUUACUACGACAGCAGACUUGCAGUUGCUCAUAUCAAAGACUAUAGGUUCAUACCCAAAGGAGAUGAGCAGGCUCUGGCUGAUGCUGUGGCAACUAUCGGUCCAAUCACAGUAGCCAUUGAUGCAGAUCAUUCAAGCUUCCUGUUCUACAGCUCAGGAAUAUACAAUGAGCCCAACUGUAACCCUAACAAUCUGAGUCACGCAGUGCUGCUGGUUGGCUACGGCUCUGAAGGAGGCCAAGACUACUGGAUCAUCAAAAACAGUUGGGGUUCCAGUUGGGGUGAAAGCGGCUACAUGCGAAUGGUCCGAGAUGGCAGAAACACUUGUGGCAUCGCGAGUUAUGCCUUGUACCCUAUUCUAUGAUGAUAAUAAGAUGCCUCAGUCGAGUGUUAAUGAUAAACUCUUCCGCUGGACUGUCAGUGGGUCUCAGAAAACAACAUCAGUCAUUGCUGAUGUAGCCUGUAUCACCUCUACAGCUCUCCUGUCCUAUUAUCUGAACCUUCCGCUGAACCUUACUGACUCUUCAGCCUUUUACAGUAAACACAUUACUUCUCUCAUGGACGUAGUAUACAUACUACAAGUUUUAUUGGUGUAACUCAAAAAUAUGAACAACCGCAAUUUAAGUCAUUCAAGUGAGACUAUGUAUCUUUGGACAGAAGUAAUAACACAAUCCUUCACUUACAAAUAAAAAGUUGCAUUUGUAAGUAAUAAAA
Micropterus salmoides (largemouth bass) is the source of this 2002-nucleotide messenger RNA. RefSeq names its product cathepsin 12 (gene cts12). Gene Ontology annotation, molecular function: cysteine-type endopeptidase activity. Gene Ontology annotation, biological process: immune response. The transcript has 8 exons. Gene Ontology annotation, cellular component: lysosome. The record is from RefSeq and is a predicted model, not a curated record. Lineage: Eukaryota; Metazoa; Chordata; Actinopteri; Centrarchiformes; Centrarchidae. The coding region runs from base 594 to 1652 and encodes 352 amino acids.